Messenger RNA from Penicillium digitatum Pd1, 1530 nucleotides. NCBI's taxonomy places the organism in Eukaryota, Fungi, Ascomycota, Eurotiomycetes, Eurotiales, Aspergillaceae. The record is from RefSeq and is a predicted model, not a curated record.
AUGGGCUUUACAGCCAUUUGGAUCACUCCAGUAACAAAACAGCUCCCGCAAAACACCGGCGAUGGUAUGUCCUAUCAUGGGUACUGGCAGCAAGAUAUGUACGGAUACAAUGUCAAUCCAAACCAUGGCACGUCUGAUGAUCUCUUGGCACUCUCAGAGGCACUGCACGAGCGAGGCAUGUAUCUCAUGGUUGACGUUGUGGCAAACCAUAUGGGAUACGCUGGAGCUGGAAACACUGUGGAUUACAGUGUCUUCACUCCCUUCAGUUCUUCGUCUUACUUCCAUCCUUACUGCUUGAUCAGUAACUAUAACAAUCAAUCCGACGUCGAGAAUUGUUGGCUUGGCGAUACCACUGUAUCGCUCCCCGAUCUCGACACACUCCAGAGCUCAGUGCAGACACUCUUGAACAAUUGGAUUGGGGAUUUAGUGUCAGUUUACUCCAUUGAUGGAUUACGCGUCGAUACCGUGAAGCAUAUCCAGAAGUCUUUCUGGCCUGGAUUCAAUGCUGCUGCAGGCAUCUAUGCUGUCGGAGAGGUCUUCGAUGGAGAUCCAGCUUACACCUGCGACUACCAGAAGUACAUUGACGGUAUCUUGAACUAUCCCAUCUACACUAGCGACUACUCACAGGCCAAGAAUGUAAUCUCGUUCAUCUUUUUUUCAGACGGCAUUCCCAUUGUAUACUCCGGCCAGGAACAACACUAUAGUGGUGCAAAUGACCCAGAAAACCGCGAAGCUAUCUGGCUGUCGGGAUACUCCACUACCGCAGAGUUAUAUCAAUAUAUCGCAAUCACGAAUGACAUCCGCAAAGCGGCGGUUGCAGCAGACCCCAGCUAUCUUACGACCAAGAAUGUGCCCUUCUAUCAAGACAACCAUACACUCGCCAUGAAGAAGGGAUCGGACAGCUCGCCAGUCAUAACGAUUCUUUCCAAUGCCGGGUCAUCCGGACCCUCCUACACAUUGUCUUUAAGUGGCAGCGGGUAUUCAUCAGGUGCGAAGCUGAUAGAGUUGUACACCUGCACGUUUAUAACGGUGGAUUCCAGCGGUAAAAUCGCCGUGUCAAUGGCAUGCGGACUACCACGGGUUCUUAUUUUUGCAUCCUCCAUGAGCAAUAACGGGCUAUGCGGCGUAUCCAUCCCCAGUGCUACAGCUACCACCACAACUCAGACCAUUGCUACGACGACAACCACUACGGGGGCGAGGUGCAUCCAAGCCACUGCCCUGCCGGUUCUAUUCAAAGAGGUUGUGACUACUUCUUAUGGCCAGGAGAUCUACAUCUCCGGGUCAAUCCGCCCACUUGGCACCUGGGACACGAGCAAAGCCAUCGCACUGUCUGCAAGCAGCUACACUUCUUUCAAUCCCUUGUGGGAAGCGACUAUCAUCCUGCCCGUCGGAACAACAUUCCAGUAUAAAUUCCUUAAGAAGACGAUCAGAUCUUCAACUGUGAUGUGGGAAAGCGAUCCCAACCGGUCGUAUACGGUGCCAACUGGGUGUUCUGGAACUACGGCCACUGUGACAGCGAGCUGGAAAUAA